UUGCAGAAAAAAAUAACAUCAAAGGAUGGAGCAGAAGAAGAAACUUGUGUAACAGAACCUCAAUCUCCAUGGCGCAAGCAACUGAGAACCCUUUUAAACCACGAACAGAAGCUUACCCAAACAAAAUCAACUUACAAUGAGCUCAAAUAUUAUUUCUUCCUUGCAGCUGAUUAACCUAAGAUUUGAGAGACUUUUUUCAAAUUGAUUUACUUCAACCAACAGAUCUGAGUUACUUGAGAUUCCACAAACACUAUUACAUAGCCAUUAAGAAUCUAUAGUUUAUUCCAAACUGAACGAAAACCUAGCUUUUUUAUUUGGCUCUUUACCUCAUCAUCAUUAAGUUAAUUUAUAAUCGAGGAAGAAGACGAAUGGGGUUUAGCUCACUCACUGGUUUGGGUGCUCGGAUAAUGGCUCGCAAUGCUUUUAAAAAAAGGAUAGGAGCUCACAGACGUUUCUGGGUAAGGCGACGGCAGAACAGGACUAGUAAAGCUGUUGCCAAUCCAGUGAAUUUUAAACUCCUCAAUGAAACCAGCAACGGCAACAACAAAUUCCAUCUGCAAAGAUGUACCAACAAGGUGGAUGAGGAAGUUACCAGGAAGAACAAGGGGAGAGGCAAUGGUUCUGAUUAUGGUAAUGACUGCAGCAGCGACACCAGCAACCUGAACAGCAAAUUCCGUCUGCAAAAAUGUACCAACAAGGGGGAUGAGGAAGUUACCAGGAAGAAGAAGGGGAUAUGCAAUGGUUCUGAUUAUGGUAAUGACUGCAGCAACGUAGAACUUAAUCUCCUCAAUGGAACCAGCAACUGCAACAACAAAUUCCGUCUGCAAAAAUGUAUCAACAAGGUGGAUGAGGAAGUUACCAGGAAGAAGAAGGGGAUAGGCGAUGGUUCUGAUUAUGGUAAUGACUGCAGCAACGUAGAACUUAAUCUCCUCAAUGGAACCAGCAACUGCAACAACAGAUUCCGUCUGCAAAAAUGUACCAACAAGGCGGAUGAGGAAGUUACCAGGAAGAAGAAGGGGAGAGGCAAUGGUUCUGAUUAUGGUAAUGACUGCAGCAACGAAGAACUUAAUGCAAUUUCAGACACUAUAGUUCGCAGUAGUUCCGGUCAAGUUGAUGAUGGAACUAUUAAUAAUGCAGAUAUAGUAAUGUGUGAGAUACUGAGCAGACUACCAGUGAAGUCACUUGCGCGAUUCAAGUGCGUAUGUAAACACUGGCGGUUCUUAAUUGAAAAAGACCCAUAUUUUAUUAAUCUACACCUUAGUCGAUCGAGAACACAUCCAAGUGUAUUUAUUAUCAUUCCCAUAGCACCAAAGGAACCAUUUCAACAUGUUAAAGGAACUUCUUACAUACACCGAGGGUACAAGAAUUGGUUUAUGACAGCUGAAUUAUUGUUUGAUGAAGGCCAAGGCGGCACUGCAUCAGCAGCAACUGUUCACACCAUACAAGAGGUAGAUGCAUCAUCUUACAACAAAAUUUUGGGACCUGUAAAUGGUUUGAUCAGUUUCUAUGAUCCUGUAAUCAACUCCGGUGUUCGUAUAUCCAAUAUCAGUACUCGGCAGGUAACACCUUGGAUUAAAUCAACAUUAUUAAGAAAAUUUAAAGAACAGGAGAGGGACUUUUGCCCCUAUAAGCAGGAUGUGAAAUGUGAAAUGGGAUUUAACCCUGCCACCAAGGAGCACAAAGUGAUAUGCAUAUGGGAUAUAUCACAUUCUUGCCCUUACCGCAGUGAGAUGAUUUGUGAGGUCUUGACUGUAGGUGACAAUAAAUGGAGAAAGAUUGCCGAGGUUCCGCCCGUGUAUGUUCUUGGAGUAGCUUCUGUUCAUGUGAAUGGUUCUAUAUACUAUAACACUUUGACUGUCCGUGAAGAUAAGGUUUUGCCUACAUCCAUAGUGGCAUUUGAUGUUGGCACAGAGAAGUUUAGAACGAUUGGAGUCCCUGAUUUCAUUGUUAGUCAGCCUCGGGAGACUGAUAAUGUCUUUGGUAGGGCUGUUGAUUUAUUAGAAGUGAGUGGCCACAUGGCUCUGUUAAGUAGAAUGAAUGGAUACACCGUUAAACUAUGGUUAUUUAAUGAUACCGGCAAUCAGAAUUGGACUGAAGUUAUUAUCAAAUUACCAUACUGUUGGGGUGGAGAUCGGCAGGUUCGUUUUCAGUUCAAGGAACAGACCUGAUUACCUUGGUAUCCAGUCAACUAUCUGGUGGUAAGGUAUAUAACUGCACUCAUCAUUCCUACAACUGGAAAAACAAGACUUUCACGGGGAUUGAAUUCAGUGGGAUCCCCUCCUCGGUGCCGUAUUAUUCUUCUAGUUCGAUAGUUAAACCUUUUGUGGAGAGCCUUUUGCCUGUGCAGUAAACCACCUCUCAAUCCUACCACCAAAAAGUGAUGAUCACUGAGCUAUCUGUUUUCUGAAUCUUAAAAAAAUAUUCACCCAAUUUUCAGCAAUUUUGUUAACUGAUGGUUAUUUUUAUCUUGGUUUGCGAUUUUCGAUCCAUCAUAUGAAUGUUUUAAGGUUGGUACUCGUUUAAUUAUUUCAUCUGUUGACUAGUAUGAUGCAUCCAGAAAUGUCCUGCUCCAAUGGAAGUUUGAUUA
Papaver somniferum (opium poppy) is the source of this 2587-nucleotide messenger RNA. RefSeq lists its product as uncharacterized. Bases 369 to 2168 code for a protein of 599 amino acids. NCBI's taxonomy places the organism in Eukaryota, Viridiplantae, Streptophyta, Magnoliopsida, Ranunculales, Papaveraceae. The transcript has 2 exons. Gene Ontology annotation, molecular function: protein binding. The record is from RefSeq and is a predicted model, not a curated record.